UCUUCUAAAUUUAUUGGUAUUCUGAUCGUCAUCCUUAUCUCUUUCCCAUCGAAAACGAAAGGUGAAUAUGAAAAUAAUAAUACUACAAUGAGAUGUGGUUCAAAUAGUGAUAGACAAGGAUGUACAAACAAUAAAAAUGAGGCAUUAAAGUUGAAACUUGUUGCUAUUGUUUCAAUUCUUAUGACAAGUAUGAUUGGUGUUUGUUUACCUCUCUUCUCUCAUACAAUUCCCGCGAUACAACGCGAUACAAAUUUAUUCGUGUUGGUUAAGGCAUUUGCUUCCGGAGUUAUACUAGCCACAGGGUACAUGCACGUUUUACCUGACUCGUUCGAUUUUCUUAGAUCUGAUUGCUUGCCUGAAAAUCCUUGGAGAAAAUUCCCAUUUACAACGUUUGUUGCUAUGAUUUCCGCGAUUUUAACUCUAAGUAUUGAUUCAUAUGCCAUGAGUUGCUUUAAGAAGAAGAAAUUGGAAUAUGGAGAUGGAAAUGAUGGAGAUUGUGUUCAAAAUAAUGCUAAGAUUGAGUCACAAAAUGGACAUGUACAUGGAGAAGUAUUCAAAUGUGAUGAUAAAGGCUCACAAUUGCUUAGGUAUAGGGUUGUGGCUCAGGUUUUGGAGCUAGGGAUAAUUGUACACUCAAUAGUGAUAGGAUUAUCCAUGGGUGCAUCUGAUAAUCCAUGUACAAUUAGGCCAUUAGUAGCUGCUAUAUGUUUCCAUCAACUUUUUGAAGGAAUGGGCUUAGGAGGUUGCAUCCUCCAGGCGGACUAUGGUAUGAGGAUGAAAUCAACAUUGGUGUUGUUUUUUUCAAUAACAACACCAUUUGGUAUAGCACUUGGAAUUGGAUUAUCAAAUGUGUAUAGUGAGAAUAGUCCAACAUCACUUAUAGUUGUGGGAUUGUUGAAUGCAUGUUCAGCUGGUUUAUUGAAUUAUAUGGCACUUGUGGAUCUUCUUGCAUAUGAUUUUAUGGGUACCAAAUUGCAAAAUAAUAUAAAGCUUCAAUCAUGGGCUUAUCUUGCUGUUUUAUUAGGUGCUGGUGGAAUGUCUAUUAUGGCUAUAUGGGCCUAA
Molecule: messenger RNA, 1062 nt
Organism: Solanum pennellii
Lineage: Eukaryota; Viridiplantae; Streptophyta; Magnoliopsida; Solanales; Solanaceae
Product: fe(2+) transport protein 1-like
Exons: 3
Coding region: 88-1062 (324 amino acids)
Biological process (GO): zinc ion transmembrane transport
Cellular component (GO): plasma membrane
Molecular function (GO): zinc ion transmembrane transporter activity
Source: RefSeq, a predicted model, not a curated record